AUGACCCAACAGCUGACCGAGAAGAGCGAUGUCUACAGCUUUGGAGUCCUGAUGCUGGAGUUGAUCACCGCCAAGAAGCCCAUAGAGAAGGGUAGAUACAUCGUGAGGGAGGUGAGGGUGUCCAUGGACAAGACGAAGGACCUCUACGGCCUUGACGAGCUUCUCGACCCCAAACUGGGCCUAGCCACCCGGCUGAAAGGAUUCGAGAGGUACGUCCAAUUGGCGAUGCAGUGCGUUGAAGAGGCCGGCGUUGACCGCCCCAGGAUGUCCGAGGUCGUGAAGGAGAUCGAGACGAUCAUGCUGCUCGUCGGCAUGAACCCCGCCUCUGACUCGACCCCAACCUCUGAAAGCUACGGUGGGACCAGCCGGAGCUCACCCCGCCAUCCCUACAGCGGCGAAAGCAUCUUCGACUACAGCGGUGGAGUCCUCCCCUCCAACGUAGAGCCCAAGUAG
Molecule: messenger RNA, 453 nt
Organism: Spirodela intermedia
Lineage: Eukaryota; Viridiplantae; Streptophyta; Magnoliopsida; Alismatales; Araceae
Source: the annotation of a GenBank genome assembly